Messenger RNA from Salvelinus fontinalis (brook trout), 7914 nucleotides. RefSeq names its product ATP-binding cassette sub-family G member 1-like. NCBI's taxonomy places the organism in Eukaryota, Metazoa, Chordata, Actinopteri, Salmoniformes, Salmonidae. Gene Ontology annotation, molecular function: ATP hydrolysis activity; ATP binding; ABC-type sterol transporter activity. Gene Ontology annotation, cellular component: plasma membrane. The coding region runs from base 169 to 2187 and encodes 672 amino acids. The transcript is spliced from 15 exons. The record is from RefSeq and is a predicted model, not a curated record. Gene Ontology annotation, biological process: cholesterol homeostasis.
UUCGUCCUGGGCACAGGGCAGGCAAGACACGCGGGAGAGAACAUAACUAGGAAGAGUGAACACCUUUUUUAGGUGCUCAGCGCAUACCAAGCGGCGAUGCAACAGAUUUGUGCAGGUUUUUAGGUGGAAUAUUUUUGUCCAUUUAUUGGAUCCAUUUUUGGAGGGGGAAUGGCAUGUCUUAUGGCAGCAUUUUCUGUGAAUAACGUCACUGUCACUAACUCCAUCCUAAUGAACACCAAUGGGCCUCCCGAUCUGAUGCUGGACCCCAGGACUGUAUGUGUAUCUCUUGAUGAAGUGGUAUCCAAUCAUGUGAGCAGUCAACAUACUCCAUUAUUAAAUGGGCAUCUCAAGAAGGUGGAGAACAGUCUAACUGAAGCCCAACGUUUUUCCUACCUGCCACGUCGACCAGCAGUAAACAUUGAAUUCAAAGAUGUCAGCUACUCAGUUCCAGAGGGACCAUGGUGGAGAAAGAAAGGUUACAAGACCCUGCUGAAAGGGAUCUCUGGGAAAUUCACCAGCGGCGGCCUGGUGGCCAUCAUGGGUCCCUCAGGAGCUGGGAAAUCCACCCUGAUGAAUAUUCUGGCCGGCUACAGAGAGACAGGGAUGAAGGGGGAGAUCUUGAUCAAUGGGCAGCCUCGUGACCUGCGCUCUUUCAGGAAGGUCUCGUGCUACAUCAUGCAGGACGACAUGCUUCUGCCUCACCUCACAGUACAGGAAGCCAUGAUGGUGUCUGCUAAUCUGAAGCUCCAGGAAAAGGAUGAGGGCAAGAGAGACAUGGUGAGGGAGAUCCUGACGGCCCUGGGCCUGCUUGAGUGUGCGAAAACCCGAACGUCACAUCUAUCAGGGGGGCAGAGGAAAAGGCUGGCCAUCGCCCUGGAGCUUGUCAACAACCCCCCCGUCAUGUUUUUUGACGAACCCACCAGUGGCCUGGACAGUUCCUCCUGCUUCCAGGUGUUGUCUCUGCUGAAGGCCCUGGCCCAUGGUGGCCGCACCGUCAUCUGCACCAUCCACCAGCCCAGCGCCAAGCUCUUUGAGCUCUUCAACAAGCUGUAUGUCCUUAGUCAGGGCCAGUGUAUCUACAGAGGGAAUGUACCUAACCUGGUCCCCUAUCUCAGAGAGCUGGGGCUCAACUGCCCAACGUACCACAACCCUGCAGACUUUGUGAUGGAGGUGGCGUCUGGGGAGUACGGAGAUCAGACGGCUCGUCUGGUGAAGGCCGUGCAGGAGAGGAAAUGUGAGCAGGUCUACAAGACAGACAUGAACAAUGGACCCCUCAACCCCUUCUUGUGGCACAAAUCUUCUGAUGAGGACUCAUCUUCCAGUGAGGGCUGCCACAGUUUCUCGGCCAGUUGUCUGACUCAGUUCUGCAUCCUGUUCAAAAGGACGUUUCAAAGCAUUCUUAGAGAUACGGUGCUGACUCACCUAAGAAUCUCCUCUCACAUUGGAAUUGGGAUUCUGAUUGGCCUGCUCUACCUGGGCAUCGGCAACGACGCCAAGAAAGUGCUCAGCAACUCUGGCUUCCUCUUCUUCUCCAUGCUCUUCCUCAUGUUUGCUGCUCUAAUGCCUACUGUUCUGACCUUCCCUUUGGAGAUGGGAGUGUUCCUAAGAGAGCACUUGAACUACUGGUACAGUCUGAAGGCUUACUAUCUGGCCAAGACUAUGGCGGACCUCCCCUUCCAGAUAGUGUUCCCAGUCGCCUACUGCAGCAUCGUCUACUGGAUGACGUCCCAGCCGCCUGACGCUGUGCGCUUCAUACUUUUCUUGGCCCUGGGAGUCCUCACCUCUCUUGUGGCUCAGUCUCUGGGCCUGCUGAUAGGAGCGGCAUCCACCUCGCUGCAGGUUGCCACGUUUGUAGGUCCGGUGACUGCCAUACCCGUACUGCUUUUCUCUGGCUUCUUCGUCAGUUUCGACACAAUUCCGUGGUAUCUUCAGUGGAUGUCAUACAUUUCAUAUGUCAGGUAUGGCUUUGAAGGUGUCAUCCUCUCCAUCUAUGGCCUGGACAGGGAGGACCUCCACUGCGACAAGGGUGAAACAUGCCACUUCCAGAAGUCGGAGGCCAUCUUGAAAGAGCUUGACGUGGAAGAUGCCAAACUGUACCUUGACUUCAUAGUGCUCGGCAUGUUCUUUGUGAGCCUCCGCUUCCUCGCAUACUUUGUGCUGCGCUAUAAGAUCAGUGCAGAGAGGUAGACUGGAGAGUGGGGGGGUAGGAGGAAGAAGGCCCAGAUCGCUUGCAUGCUGGAAUACAGCUUCUGGAGACCUCCAGGCUGUGGCCAGAAACACACCAUGCACACCAAACUCUUGGCCAAAGACUACAGAAUAUAGACACCAGUUGUGUGGGAGUGUGCAUGCUGUAUGAAUCUACUUUGCUUAGACAAAGAUGGCAGAGAGGAGCUCAGUGCCUCAGGCCGUGGCUGAUUCCCAAUAUUACAAGACCAUUCUUGUUUAAAAACCAAAACCAUUGGCUUUUUGAAGGCAAGGCUCCUGGCACAGUAGGAAUCUAGAUGUAAUCUCCUUGUGCAGUAUUUCUUUGUCCAAGAGAACCAACUAAGUAAUGUAGGAAUUUGUUGUUGAUAGGCUCUUGUCUAGUCUAUAGUUUCCAGACUGGUUUGUAUGACCACUGUGUGAAACCAAUUAAAUGAAAUAGCUUGGUGGAAGGACAAUGAGAAGACAAGGCCACACUUAAACAGGAGCUGGUUUCCUCCAAAGUGUGUUUAUUAUAUAGGACUGCCAGCCAGUCAAAUGGGGCUCUAAUCCAGGACCCUCAGUAAAUAAAGGGAAAUGUACAAUAUUGCUUGUUGCUAAUAUGGGAUAAAGCAAUCAUAUACAUUCUGAGCAUGUGAGAGACUGUACAGUACCGGUAUAUAGUUUAUCUGGGGUGAGUAUCCUGGAAGCAAACUUGUCAUGUAGCGCUCGACAACCCAGCCUCUCAGGCGCAAGUGAGUAACAUCUGUGCUUGAACAAACUAAUUAAUCAAAUGAAGCACAUUCUAUGAGUUGCGUGGGCGUGCUUCUGAGUUUUUGAGAGAAAUCAAGUACCACGUUAGCACCCCUGGUCAGAGGUCUGUGGUUGUGAUUGUAGGGCUUGAGUAGUUGCAGGAAGAUAUGGGGGAUUUUAAUUCGGAUGGGACUGCGGCAGGUUUAACAUUACACGCCAGAAUCCUAACCUGAGAUCUGAGCAUGUAACGCGAACGCCAAGUUAAGCAUUACAUUAUCUCAAUCAUUACCAACACAGCUUUGAAUGGCAUGGAGGAUAGUCACACAGUCAGUCACGUAAAAGAAAAUUGAGAGUGAAGAGAAUUUCACUAGUUAAUCCUCUGUCACAAAAUAAAAUCAUAACGAAACAUUUUCACUGCAGGAAUUAUGGGUACAGUAGCUGGCCGUGGCACGAAAGGGAUGGAUUUUGACACCUGACUGGCCAAUCAGAACAUGCUCCACGGCUAAAUAUGUGGUUGCUUUACAGUCUUUUAUGUUUUGCGUUGUCAUCAACGCCAAUUUGAAUGUUAGUCCGCUAUAGCCUAGUUUGGUAAAUAGCCUACAGAAACAAAAUAACUAAAUAUCGGCCUACGCAUCUUUGCUAAAUAUAUUUAACAUGUUGGCAGUCCACAUUGCGUCAAUAUGGAAAUAUAAGAUUAAACAUAGCAUUCACACUGACAUAGGGGCUAGGCCUACUGUAAAUGUCAUUAUGGCUGAGCCAUGGACAUGCCAAACGUUGUCAAUAAGCAAGAUAUAAUUCACUAUUGAUGAGGCCUAAAAAGAGUGAAUCAUUCUAAUCAAAUUCUAAUCAAAAGAAAAAGUUGUUUUAAGUAGGCUAUGUCUAAAUACAGUUAGGCACCAUAAUUACUCCCUGUGGGCAUAUAAUAUUACAGCAUAGAAGCUGGACAAAGAUCCAACAUAAAGAGAAUGUCCACUCACCGUUCUACUGCUCCCAAAUAUUUUUUUUAUAAACAUAACGGAACCAUUUUACAGAUCGCAUUCACAAGUCUCCAGAAAUAGCAGACGGCUCCUACAUUACAUUGCAUGUGUGAUGAACGUGCUCAUCGUAAAGCCAUGCCGGUGAAACAUUUUAAAACGUUUGCUUGUUUUGACGUUUCAUUUAAUUAAAAAAACAAUCCGUUUUCCCCCCAACAACUAUAGUUCUAAAUAGCUUGGGGUCAGAAGCAUGAUAUCAUUAAAAAACGGACAGGAAGCAGCCUUCGUUACAGCGACAGUACAUAGGCCUAGGUUAAAGGAACAUUUUUCACAUUCAUCAUCUCUAGCACCACCACAACAUCAACGUAUGUGAAAAUGGCUUGUUUCUAUGUUUUGCAGUAAACAAGUGUUUCCAAUGACAUCAUCAACCAAUUAGUAGGCAAUGUUUACUCACAAUUGGUCGAAAUCACAUUAUGCACACCGUUGAUGUCAUUGGAAACACUUAUCUUCCGCUAUCUUUUUUUACAACAAAACAUAGAAACUCACCAUUUCCACAUGUUGAUGUUGGGGGUGAUGAUGAAUAUGAAGUUGGAAAAAAAUGUGGUGUUUCCCUUUAAGGGUAGACUAUAGGAUGGCUUGGUUUGUAAUCAUAUGAAACGGAAAACAAGCAAUUGUUACAGGAAAAUAAGUUCUAAAGGGCCACCAGCAUUAUCUCAUCUCUCCUUUCAUGAUGGGCACAUGGACACAUGUAGCCUGCGUGGAGGGGUUUUUACGCACGUCCAAAACGGGAGCUGGCUAAAAUAACUUAGGCCUACACAAUACACACACAUAGAUAUAAAGGGGAUGUCCACACUGUUUUUCUGCUCCCAAACUUUCAUUUUUAAUUAAGCUUUGUUAAGAUUUAUUUCAAAGCGGUCUCACUAGCCAAACCCUUUAUUGUUAGGCUUGGCUACUUGGCGAACGCAUUGGGCAGGACAAAACAACUGCCUUCAUUGAGAGGAAGGGAGGAUUAUGCACCGUUUUUAAUCAAAUGAAACCAAAUGAGAAAACAUAUCCCCUCUUCUUCCAUGAGUAUAAGGGUCACAGCUGGAUAGGUUGCGCUUCCGCUCACAAAAUCCUUGCCAUUACCAACCGCGUUACCGCAAAGACUGGCUUUUCAUUGGUCUUAAGUCUCCCGAUAUGCGUUGCACGAAAUUGUCACGUUUGCGCUUGUUUUCAAGGGCACGCCUAAAAUAUUAACACAGCGCAAGCGAGCUGAUAUUAGACUGAUGCGUUGCUGAACCUGGCACAUGGGGUGGAAAACGCCAAAGCAACAGUUUUCACAUGCUGAAUUUGUGCGUUUGGCACUUGUGCCGCGUAGCUCUAGCCGAAAAUAGAGCUUAUUCUCUUUUGAUAGGUUUGCUCCAUGUGAAAAGGAAAUUAUAUGACCUCAUGGCAUCUUGUCAAUAUACAUGGCUUUCAUUUGUUUACCAUAGUGAGAGGAACAUGCACUGGCCACAUGUGUAAACCUCAAGAAUAUUGGAAUGAAUAGCAAAGUGAAUGCAUUAAAGGGAUAGUUCAACCAAAUUACUAAAUGACAUUGGUUUUCUAACCCUGUAAGUAGUCUGGGGACAAGUUAAGACAGCAAUCCAUGCUUUGGUUUUGUUUAUUUGACCACUGUCUCCAAAUGCUAACUUUUUAGCAUUCAUGUCAUUAAUUACAAUAUGUCGUUGGGGUGAACUAUCCCUUUAAGUUGUGAAAUAGGCAUUUAAACGAUGUACAGGUUGCAUAACAUGACAGCAGAACUGCAUGAAACAAAUUAAACUGCUUAAUCUCUUUAGUGGUUUACUUAUAUGGCCUGAAAAAUAUACUUUUAUAUUUUUUUUAUUUAAAUAUCAGACUAUUUCAUACUGCCUUUGACAACCUAAGAUUAUAUUCUCAUCACCAAGGUUCUACAGACAACAGGGUUGGGGUCAAUUUAUUAUUGAAUUGUAAUUUGAGUUAACUUCCCGAAUUAACCGACUUAUAUUCAAAUUGACCGACUUAUAUUCGAAUUGACCGACUUAUAUUCAAAUUGACCGACUUAUAUUCGAAUUGACCGACUUCAAUUCGAAUUGACCUCAACCCUGACAGACAAACACUCCGCUGGACAUAGUCAUGGUUACAACACACCAUCCAUAUGCAUUAAAGCAUAUGGAACCAGCUGCACAUUGGUACUAAGGAUGUUGAUUCAAUUGCACUUCAAUAUUGAUUAUCAAGCCAUUAUUCAAUUCCAUAAUUACUUCAAAUCAAGAAUCAUGUACAUUUUCUGAAAAGUGUUGGUCUAGAAAGUAUGAUGAAUUUUUUAAAACUUUAAAACAAUUUUACACACUUUACAUAAUGUGAUACUGCAAAUAUCAAUGCAAAACCUUUGUAAAACAGGAUAAUAUGCUCUUGUAGAUUGGUAUGUUUUUGUCAUUACUUUAUUUUGUGUUGCAAUAUUUCACACACAGAGGUUGAAACUAAUAAAACACUGCAGAGGAAAUGUUGCAUUUUACAUUAUUUCAAAGCUAUGUUUUAUUGGCAGUGUUAUGAACAUGUUUUCAGUACAAAGGAUAGUAUUAUUAAAUAUGUUAAUUCUGCUUGCUGGGGAUGAGGAGGCUUUAAAAGUGUGUCAUGUUUAGACAAACCUCACUCUGAAGUUCUGAACUCAUUGGAACAGCUUUUUUUUAUCAAGAAUGUGGGGCAUUACCAAAUUAUUUUUUUGUACAUUGUUUUUUCCCCCCGAUUGUUUAGCUUUUCCUCCUUUUGAAUCCUAUUUAUAUCUACACAAUACACUGAUUAUACAAAACAUUAAGAACACCUACCUAAUAUUGAGUUACACCUCCUCCCUUUCUUCCUCAGAACAGCCUCGAUUUGUCGGGCCAUGGACUCUACAAGGUGUCGAAAGCGUUCCACAGGGAGGCUGACCCAUGUUGACUCUAAUGCUUCCCACAAUUAUCAAGUUGUCUGGAUGUCCUUUGGGUGGUGGAGCAUUCUUGACACACUCAGGAAAUUGUUCAGCGUUAAAAACAGUAGCGUUACAGUUCUUGACACAAACCAGUGUGCCUGGCACCUUCUACCAUAACCAGUUCAAAGGCACUUAAGUAUUUUGUCUUGCCCAUUCACCCUCUGAAUGGCACAUAUGUAACAGUAUAACUUUACGUCCGUCCCUCGCCCAUACCCGGGCUCGAACCAGGGACCCUCUGCACACAUCAACAACAAUCACCCACGAAGCAUCGUUACCCUUCGCUCCACAAAAGCCACGGCUCUUGCAGAGCAAGGGGAACCACUACUUCAAGGUCUCAAAGGGAGUGAUGUAACCGAUUGAAACGCUAUUAGCGCGCACCACCGCUAACUAGCUAGCCAUUUCACAUCCGUUACACAUAUACACAAUCCAAGUCUCAAAUGUAUCAAAGCUUAAAGCUCCUUCUUUAACCUGUCUCCUCCCCUAUCAUCUACAUUGAUUGAAGUGGAUUGAACAAGUGACAUCAAUAAGGGAUCAUAGACUGACAAGGUGAAAGCUAUGUCAUUGAAAGAGCAGGUGUCCUUAAUGUUUUGUAUACUCAGUGUAGAUUACCUCAUGGUAAACUGCAGACCCUUUUAUCUACCAAAAUAAUCUACAAGCUAUGUCAUGGAAAGAGCAGGUGUCCUUAAUGUUUUGUAUACUCAGUGUAGAUUACCUCAUGGUAAACUGCAGACCCUUUUAUCUACCAAAAUAAUCUACAAGCUAUGUCAUGGAAAGAGCAGGUGUCCUUAAUGUUUUGUAUACUCAGUGUAGAUUACCUCAUGGUAAACUGCAGACCCUUUUAUCUACCAAAAUAAUCUACACCCCACUCCAUAAUGUUUUGUCGGCCAAUUCUUGCAUCAAACUAAAGCUGUAUUUGAAUAAUGUUUUAUUUUCAAGUGUUGAGAUACUCAGUUUAUAGCUCAUAUUUUCUGCAACGUGAAAACUGUUACGUACUGACAUUGUAGAUGAAUGAAAUUAAUAAAGUUGCAAUAUUUUUCA